This is a messenger RNA of Effrenium voratum, 2356 nucleotides long. The record is from the annotation of a GenBank genome assembly. Lineage: Eukaryota; Dinophyceae; Suessiales; Symbiodiniaceae.
AAUGGCGGUGGAAGACGUCACGGAGGCCAUGCUGGAGAACACGGAUCUUGGAGUCGACGGAUGGGCGUGCAAAGGCUUGGAUGUCAACGCGCGAGGCCCGAUUGGCGCAGCCGUGUACCGAGCUUUCAUCAAGCACCCGGACAUGCGGGAGUGCUACAAGUGGCUCUUUGACGACCUGAAGCGCAAAUUCCGGACAAGCUGGGCGAUGCAGCGGAACUUCGACUUUGUUUGCCACAAGCGCAUCCAUGAGAAGCGGGAGAGCACCAAGCACUCAGAGAUCGGCAGCUUCAAAAGUGAACUCCAGCUGCAGGCGCACUUGGGCGGCGUGGCUGUGCCGGAAGCUGUGCGGCAAGCGGCGUGCUACAUCAAGAACUGCGAGAAGUGGCCGGAUGUCUUCGUGCGGUGGAACAGCUGGACGGAGGCGCACAACUACUUGCUGGUGGAGAGGCUGAUCACCAGCACCUCGGAGGAGGCUUGGAAGGAUGUUGUGGCGAUGCAUGACUCAUCUGGAACUUUCGAGACCGAGAGCUACAAGUGCAAGGCCAUCCGCAAGCACGCGGCCUUCCACCGCAAGGAGUGCGGAGAGAAGGCGAAGCGAGGAAGCCGGCGAGCUAACGCAAAGGGCAGCGCGAAGCCAAAGGCCAAGAAGGAGCUCAGCCAGGAGAAGGAGGCAGAGAACACCGCCAAGGAUAUCAUCUGCAAGGUCCAGAAGUCGCAGCAGAUCAUGGAGAAGAUCUUGCAGCUUGGCGAUGAUUUGCCUUCCGAGUGGAGGUGGGCCAAAUCCUUCCUCGUGGACUACAAGGAGCUGACGCAGUCCUUCAAGGAUGUCCUUACCCCUAAGGACGGCGACAGUUUGAUCGACUUCGUGAACGAACUCAAGCUCACCCUGAUCAGCCCGCAGGCGAUGAAAGGCUUCAAGAAGCAGUACGGCGACCGCUACGCGCCGCUGUUGCUGUUGUUCAACGAUCGCUCCCAAAAUAUUGCGAGCCAGAUCCUUGCUGGUGGCCUGGGUGUCCAAGAUUUGGCAGUGCACCCCAGCCAGGCUGUAAAACACGGAAGUGAACACAUUAAGAAUGCCGCGGGCAAGAUCUACCCCGAGCCCAAUUUGACCAGAGUCUUCACGCCCAUGUACGUCAAAAGAGAAACACGUCGCGUUGAGCAGGACAUCCCUGUUUACUUGCCCUCCCAGGCCUUCAAAGACUACGUCGAUGACCUCGCUGCCCAAACCUGGGCAAACAUGCCGCGGCUUGUCGGCGACAUUGGCAUCUACAAGAACCACCCCGUUGUCGUCCAAGCAGAACUGGAAAGCAAUCAGAUCACGGUUCGCCCCAUUGCGCUCUAUUGGGAUGGAGUUCAGUACACCAACCACGAUUCCUUCAUGGGUUUUUAUGUCACCGACAUCCUUUCUGGGCAGAAGUUUUUAUCCUUUCUUGUCCGCAGUGAUGAGAUGUGCAGCUGUGGCUGUCGAGGCUGGUGCACGCUGCACCCUCUUCUUCUCGCCUGGGUGGAGGAUCUCAAAAGAUUGGAGGAGGGUUACCCUGUUCGCUAUGCCGUGAUCGACAUCCAAGGGGACUGGCCUGCAUUUUUGCAAGUGUUCGGCUUGCGCUAUUGGGCGCACAAGACCCACCCCUGCCCUCUUUGCAGGGUCACACUGCCCGAAAUGCUAGAGAUUGACGUGGACAACAUUACCGUCGAUAACCUUCUGUCUCCGUUGUACCAAACAGAAGACUAUGCCAAAGAUGUUGCCAACAGCACAAAGGUGUUGGUCGUCCAGGAUGCGGCAGUGCAGUCUUUGCUUUUUCGGAAUUUGGAAUAUCGAGAACGCCUUCGGGGGAGAGUCCUUGUGAGAGCCUUUCCAGAACUGGGGUUGCCAAAGCACGCGCGGCUACUACCCUCGCAAGCUUUGCCCGACGUUGGCAAGUUUGAGUUUACCCCGACCCCUUUCCCAGCGACUUUUUGGACGGCGUCAGCAGACGCCAGGCUUACCCACGACUGCCCAUUGCUGGCGCUUUCUGGUGUUGGGCUGGAGUCAUUCAGUUUGGACAUCAUGCACACUUGGCAUCUGGGCCCCUUACAGUUGCUGGUGUCGCUGUGCAUCAACUUUUUUUUGGAUACGGGGCUGUGGGCUCCUGCAAACAGUGGUGGACGCGUGGAUGCAAGUGACAAGAAAAAAGUCGCUCUUCUGGCCAUCAAAGCAGAACUUUUUCAAUGGUACAAGGAACAACGAAAGGAUGCAGAUUGGAGGGCUCGGGGAACGGAAGCUUCUUGUCUGAAACUUGUUGGGCCCCAAACGCAAAGUUGUCCUGCCAACUUGCAACUAAACCGACUUAGGUUUGGAACCUCACGGUCGGCAUGA